AUGCCAUUAGAGACAGUGAAUUUCUUCGACAAGGGCGGGGAGAAUGGCGCCAAGUUCACACCGACACCAGAGGAGAUAAGGACGAUUCAGGAGAAGAUGAAAGACCCAAAGUUCGUGGAGCUUUUUCAAGACUACAUGAAAUCGAUGGAGGACCCCGAGACGCGUCGCGAGGAGGAGGCGUACCUGCAACAGGUGGAGCGUGAAGCAAAGGAUGGCGGUGACUACAGUUUUGACUUUGUGUUUCCGCGCCCCGGCUUCGUCGUGGAGUUGCUGGAGCCAUCGACGUCGUAUCAUGUGAAACACCCCUCGCGGAGCGCGGAAAAGGGAAGUCUAAACCGAAACACUCGUGUCUUCGUUAAUAUGUGCAGCAGUGAGAAGAUUGAUCCUUUCCGUGAAGAAACGACGAAAGAUAGGAAGAACAGUAACUGGUACGUCCCAGUGUCCAUCUCGAAUCCGAGGACAGAGCUUUUCUCGGAAGGGACUUCAUCGGUGACGAAGGCGGACGAAAAAGAGGGUGACGACGAAAACAAGGAUGAGAUUGCAGUGUACGAUGCUGUGUUCCAUCCCAAUACACUGCAGCUCGCUGACAGAAGUGACCGUUUCUGCUCUUUCCUCGUUAACAUUGCGGUUGAGCACAUCAACGCGGGACACGGUGACCAGCACGGGUUUCAGUUCCGCCGCCUGCCCAGCAGCGUCGCGUCACUAGGGACGCCGCAGAACCAGACGAUCACCAGGCAGAAGGGUAAGUCGCCAUUUGAGGCUGCCAAGGGCGAGCCGGUGUUGACGCAUCCAACAAAGACACUCCCACUGACGGGUGCCCACGAUGUUGAUGUAAAAAAAAAAACGGCGACGGAGGUGGCUUCUCUUCGUAAAAGUGAACGGAAGGUCGGCGGCGAGACGGCAACCCAAUUAGUGGCAAAUGAUGCGAAGGAAGGGAAUAUUCCGCGGCACACAAUUGUCCACCGCGGGCAUAUUGACUUGUCCGAUACGUGGGGAUGGAAAGUAGUUGAUCGGCGUGUUGGUGUUCCGGAGGCCCUUGUGGUGAAGAUGGAAUUUGAGGGCGUGAAGUCCGCAGCAGACCUUCUUGUUGAAGUGGAGGGUACUUACGUGACGAUAGCGAGGAGUGAUUUGCACCCAUACCACGGUGCAUUGACGCUGCCAUUCACAGUGGAGCCUGUGCCUGUGGAGGCAAAGUUUGAUCGUCGGAAAGGCAUGCUGACGUUGGUGCUUCGCGUCGUGCCGCCAGCGCCUACGGGUAUUACGGCUGCAGACAUGCGUCAGCAGUUGCUGCGUGGUGGUGACACAGAGGAUGACACGGCGGAGAACAACUCGAAUAUGCCACACGAAAAGCACGAACCCCAUUCAGCGGAUGCAUGGAAUACUGCACCUAAUGGGGUGGGGUCUCCUGCUGCUGCCCCUCCAGCGGAAGAGCCCCAACCCCAAGUGGCGGAGAAACCGGAGGGGCCACCAUCUGCGCCGCAGCUCUCCUGCAUCGGGGACCAGGAUCGUGUGCGGCAGAUGAUGGAACAGGUCCAAGCGGCCCGAAUUGAGCGUGAGAGGGCUGCUGCUGCGGCGGCGGCGGCAGAGGCGGAGGCGGCGGUGGCGGCAUCGGUGGAAGCAGCGCCAGCAGGUGAGGGAAAAAAAGACGAAACAGAGGUGGUUCCUGUGGCGGAUGAAAAGGAGGAAUGUUGCGAAAAGACACUGGAGGAAAACGCGGACGCAGCCCAGGGAGAGAGUGAAGCUGCCGAUGCGGAGAUGACAACGGGUGCGGCGGAUCUCUCAGAGGUGGAGGGGAUUGUAGGUUCGGUGAAGGACGAAGCAGACCUGGGGUUGCUGCAGCAGCGGCAGGACGCAUGGCGAAAAGAAAUGCAGCAGCGUGUAGAGAAGAAGGAUGAGGAGGAGCGCCAGGCUGCGUCUGUGGCUGAACGUGAGGUACGCCGUGAGGCGGAACGUGUGAGAAAACGGGCGGAAGCUGCGAAGCUCGAGGAGGCGGCGGAGGUAAAACUUCGUGAGCGCAUGGCUGAACUACCUCUGCGCAGCCGCCACAUCUUCACAAUUGAUUANGAGGAGGCGGCGGAGGUAAAACUUCGUGAGCGCAUGGCUGAACUACCUCUGCGCAGCCGCCACAUCUUCACAAUUGAUUAA
Trypanosoma grayi is the source of this 2145-nucleotide messenger RNA. Its product is annotated as putative protein kintoun-like. Lineage: Eukaryota; Euglenozoa; Kinetoplastea; Trypanosomatida; Trypanosomatidae. The transcript has a single exon. The record is from RefSeq and is a predicted model, not a curated record. Gene Ontology annotation, cellular component: cytoplasm. The coding region runs from base 1 to 2145 and encodes 714 amino acids.